AUGCACCCCGAGGCCCAUCGCGCGAAAUGUGGAGAAAAUUUCAAACCACCGUUGUACGAUUCCAUGACCGUUUCUGCAGUGCGAGUACUUCGCAAUGUAGCUCAGAUGAGGCUGUGGCGCAUGCUGAGCUUGCUUAAACAAGAAAAAGUGGGAUUUGUACCCACUAUGGGUGCUUUGCAUGCUGGCCACUGCUCGCUCGUGCAACAGUCGCUUGCCGAAAACGACCGAACCGUGGUGUCUAUAUUUGUCAACCCAUCGCAAUUUGCUCCACAUGAAGAUCUCGACAAAUACCCUCGUACUUUGGACACAGAUUUGGAAAUGCUAGAAAAAUUGGACGUCGAUGGACGUCGAGUCGAUGCCAUAUUCGUACCGAAAGUGUCCGAAAUGUACCCUGCCGGAGUACCAUUGGACGUUGAAAAGCAGUCAGGAGCAUUUGUCACUGUCCAAGGAUGUUCGGAGCAGCUUGAAGGAGCUCAAAGACCACAAUUUUUCCGAGGAGUUGCAACCGUAGUUACCAAACUACUCAAUGUUGUACAACCUACUAAUAUUUAUUUUGGCCAAAAAGAUGCCCAGCAGUGUGUGGUGAUACGAAACUUGGUCCGGGACCUUCUCAUAGACACGAACGUACGAGUUUUGCCGACUUUUAGAGAAAAUAAUGGUUUGGCAAUGUCUUCAAGAAACCAAUACUUGUCGCAAAAAACCAAAGAUGAAAGUGCUAUAAUAUACAAGGCACUUUGUGAAGGAAAAAACUACUUUGAUAGUCAUAAAGCUGAAGGGCCUGUUUCUGCCCAAUCCAUUAUAUCUGCAGUGAGACAAACUUUGGCAAACAGUGACUUUACAGUGGAAUACGUUUCGCUCAGUCAUCCAGAAACCUUGGAGGAUGUGUCGCUGUUGGACCAGGAAUUGGGAGGUAUUCUCUCCACGGCCGUACGGGUACCCAGGGAGUCCGGAGGAGAAGCGAGACUCAUAGAUAAUGUUGUGCUCUAG
This is a messenger RNA of Meyerozyma guilliermondii ATCC 6260, 987 nucleotides long. RefSeq names its product pantoate--beta-alanine ligase (gene PAN6). Bases 1 to 987 code for a protein of 328 amino acids. Gene Ontology annotation, molecular function: pantoate-beta-alanine ligase activity. Gene Ontology annotation, biological process: pantothenate biosynthetic process. NCBI's taxonomy places the organism in Eukaryota, Fungi, Ascomycota, Pichiomycetes, Serinales, Debaryomycetaceae. The transcript has a single exon. The record is from RefSeq and is a predicted model, not a curated record.